Molecule: messenger RNA, 464 nt
Organism: Tilletiaria anomala UBC 951
Lineage: Eukaryota; Fungi; Basidiomycota; Exobasidiomycetes; Georgefischeriales; Tilletiariaceae
Exons: 3
Coding region: 100-381 (93 amino acids)
Source: RefSeq, a predicted model, not a curated record
AGGAAAUCGUUAAGAUCAGGUAAAAGGAGUCGGAUUCUUAAUCUCAUACGAUCUUUCCGGCGUAGACGCCCGAGGUAAGUGUAGUCACGUAGUUGGUCUAUGUCUACUGGUAUUGAUCCAUGCAAGGGGGGUUGGAAGUGUUGCACGUUGCCAAGACACCUUGUUACCAGAGCCAAAGGAGGGCAACCUGGGGAUCUUUGUGCCGCACCAGGCAGUUACGGAGCCGUGGGGUCACGGAGCGAUAGGCUCCUGGACAUGAGACGCACACUGGCUGAACUAGUUUCCAGAGUUAUCGAAAGGGUUCAGCAAGGGGGUAGCGGCGGCGACUGCCGUGAAAGUGGCAACAAUGGCAACAGUGAUGACCCAUAUGAUGGAUGGUAGAAGUUAUAUACUAAGGAAGAGGCGACGAGGUUUGAAGCUUGGUACUGGGUAAAUCGAGAAGUUGAUUGGUGGGCGGAUGGAAU